Molecule: messenger RNA, 1699 nt
Organism: Priapulus caudatus
Lineage: Eukaryota; Metazoa; Priapulida; Priapulimorpha; Priapulimorphida; Priapulidae
Product: proteasome subunit beta type-1-B-like
Cellular component (GO): proteasome core complex
Source: RefSeq, a predicted model, not a curated record
GACAGUAUUAGCGAUUGCUGGUGAGGAUUAUUCGGUGAUUGCAUCAGAUACUCGUCUGAGUGAAGGCUUUGUCAUCCAUUCUAGAGAUAGUCCAAAAACAUACCAAUUGACUGGAAGCACUAUUCUUGGUAGUUGUGGAUUUCAUGGCGACGUACUCACAGUCACAAAACAUCUUGAGACACGAUUAAAGAUGUAUCAGCAUGAACACCAUAAGCAAAUGUCCACAUCUGCAAUUGCAGCGAUGUUGUCUACGAUGUUGUACUACAGAAGGUUUUUUCCUUAUUACACUUACAACAUCAUUGCUGGACUCGAUUCGGAUGGGAAGGGAUGUGUGUACAGCUUUGAUCCGGUUGGUUCCUACGAAAGAGAAUCCUACCGUGCUGGAGGGUCUGCCAGCUCCAUGCUUCAGCCUCUCCUAGACAACCAGAUCGGCUUUAAGAACAUGCAAGCAGCUGACAAGGUUGCAGUGAGCAAAGAUAAAGCUGUUGCCCUUGUUAAGGACGUGUUCAUCUCUGCUGCUGAGCGAGACAUUUACACAGGCGAUGCCAUUGUACUACAUGUUAUUACAAAGGAUGGCGUGAAAAGUGAAAAGUUUCUCCUGCGGGGAGAUUAGUGUACGAGGUUUGUGAGGUCUUUGGUUAGAGAAUUAUUUACUGUCAUGCAAUGAAGAACAAGUCUAUUAUAAAGCGGGUAGGGUCAAAAUGUUAAUACUGUGUGGUAAAAGACCAUGUUGCAAUAGAAUUGUGUGAUUUUACUUGCAUAGUCGAGGUAAUAUAUAUUAUGGUGUAUUAAUCUGCAUUUCUUGCUCCAUACAGUGAGAUAAACUGCCUUUCCCUUCCCUACUAUGUUUGUAAGCCAUACCAGCUAUAGCAACUAAAAGACAAUAAAGAUGCAUGCCCUAGUCCAUGGAUGAUAGAAGUAUGCGAGCUUUUUCAGUGCCCUGUAAAGUUUGGGUAGGUCAGAUCUGCAAUGUAAUUCCCCCCUGUAGGCGAGAUAUUUGAUGCGUAUCACGUCAUAGAUCAUGUUAGGAAACUGAUAGGGUAUUGCAGUUAGUCUUGUUCUAGCAAGCAAUGCAGCUUAAUGCUAAGAUAGUAUAUUACAUGGAGUGGAUAAAAACACAAUUUGUUUAUAUUCAAUCCUGAUAAUAUCUCAAUGUGUGUGUGUGUAAAAUUAAGCAACUGUAGUAAUGCGAUACACUGCAAGGGUUUUACUAAAUAUUGUUUUGAAAAUACUAGGCGUAUGUGUCAAAGUAUUAAGAAAUAUGAGACUCCAUGCUAAACAGCUGCAGACAGCAGGAUAAUACACAGCCAUGCCAUAGUACACUACUGAAUUGACACUCUGUAUGUGUCACAUUGUAACGUUGCACGAUUUAUGAUAGACUCGUUUUUCAUGCAAUAUAACCAGGUAAAUACGUAAAGGGUAUGAUUAAUUUCUGCCGUUAAGAUUGUUCAUGCACACAUAGCAUAUCCAGCUAUUUUUUACAUCAUUUUCUAAAAUGAUGAAUUAAAUUACAUUCUUUAACAUGUGAAUGUAUGUUACCAAAAAACAAAUUUCAAUAAAAAGGUAACCGGUGUUUUCAAAUGGUGUCAUUCAGGCAAUAUAAUCUUACAUACUCUUUCUCAAAUUCUCUGAAUCGUAUUGUGUUGUUUAUGGCACAUGUAAAUUAAAUAAUAAACUGUCUCCUGUACCAGUACUGUAA